Molecule: messenger RNA, 2416 nt
Organism: Fragaria vesca subsp. vesca
Lineage: Eukaryota; Viridiplantae; Streptophyta; Magnoliopsida; Rosales; Rosaceae
Product: beta-galactosidase 9-like
Exons: 16
Coding region: 1-2073 (690 amino acids)
Biological process (GO): carbohydrate metabolic process
Cellular component (GO): cell wall; vacuole
Molecular function (GO): beta-galactosidase activity; carbohydrate binding
Source: RefSeq, a predicted model, not a curated record
AUGACCAUAUUCCCUUGCUGUAUUGAAAAUGAAUAUGGAAAUAUCGAAAGCUCAUUUGGCCAGAGAGGGAAGGAAUAUGUUAAGUGGGCUGCUAACAUGGCUCUAGGUCUCGGUGCUGGGGUCCCAUGGGUCAUGUGCAGGCAAGUUGAUGCUCCAGGAAGUAUUAUAGAUGCAUGCAAUGGAUACUACUGUGAUGGAUACAAGUCAAAUUCGUAUAACAAGCCAAUUCUAUGGACAGAAGAUUGGGACGGAUGGUAUGCAACAUGGGGUGGAAGAUUGCCUCACAGGCCUGUUGAAGAUCUUGCAUUUGCCGUAGCACGCUUUUACCAGCGUGGAGGAAGCUUUCAGAAUUAUUAUAUGUAUUUUGGUGGUACAAACUUUGGGCGGACUUCUGGGGGGCCAUUCUAUAUUACCAGUUAUGAUUAUGAUGCUCCAAUUGAUGAAUAUGGACUGCUGAGUGAACCUAAAUGGGGACAUCUGAAGGAUCUACAUGCUGCUAUAAAGCUUUGUGAGCCUGCUCUUGUUGCUGCUGAUUCACCGCAUUACAUCAAAUUGGGACCAAAACAGGAGGCACAUGUAUAUGGCACAACAUGCUCCGCGUUCCUGGCAAACAUUGAUGAGCAUAAAUCAGCCUCUGUAACAUUCCUUGGUCAAAAAUAUAAUCUCCCACCAUGGUCGGUCAGUAUCUUGCCAGACUGUAGGAAUGUUGUGUUCAACACUGCCAAGGUUGGGACGCAGAUUUCCAUAAAAAGAGUAAACUUUGAUUUGCCUCUUUCUUCAGUUAUUUCCGAUAACAAAAUUUUGCAUAUCACAAAACCCUGGAUGACUGUGGAAGAGCCAAUUGGUAUUUGGAGUGAGAACAAAUUCACAGCCCCCGGAAUAUUGGAGCAUUUAAAUGUGACAAAGGAUCAUUCUGAUUACCUAUGGCAUCUAACCAGAAUAUUUGUUUCAGAUGAAGACAUCUCUUUUUGGGAGGAAAACAAGAUUAGUCCAGCAAUUACGAUUGAUAGCAUGCGUGAUGUGUUGCGUGUUUUUGUUAAUGGCCAGCUUACAGGCAGUGUGAUUGGUCAUUGGGUCAAAGUAGUGCAGCCUGUUAGGUUUGUCAAGGGAUAUAAUGACUUGUUGCUGUUAACUCAGACAGUUGGCUUGCAGAACUAUGGCGCUUUCCUUGAGAAAGACGGGGCAGGAUUUAGAGGACAUGUCAAACUUACUGGGUUCAAAAAUGGGGAUAUCGACCUCUCAACAUUGUUAUGGACUUACCAGGUUGGGCUUAAAGGAGAGUUUUUCAAAAUAUACACCAUAGAAGAAAAUGAGAAGGCAGGCUGGGCUGAGUUGUCAGUAGAUGCUGAUCCAUCCACUUUUACCUGGUACAAGACAUACUUUGAUAGCCCUGCUGGCACAGAUCCAGUUGCUCUAAAUUUAGGAAGCAUGGGAAAAGGCCAGGCUUGGGUCAAUGGUCACCAUAUAGGAAGAUAUUGGACACUUGUUGCUCCAAAAGAUGGAUGCCAAGAAAUAUGUGAUUAUCGAGGAGCAUACAACUCUGAUAAGUGCUCAACUAACUGCGGGAAGCCUACUCAAACCUGGUACCAUAUUCCACGUUCAUGGCUGCAGGCUUCAAGUAAUUUACUUGUAAUCUUUGAGGAAACUGGAGGGAAUCCAUUCGAGAUAUCAAUCAACUCACGUGCAGUUGGAACCAUCUGUGCUCAAGUAUCAGAGUCUCACUAUCCACCUGUCCAGAAGUGGUUCAAUCCAGAUUUUAUUGAUAAAAAAGGCAGAGUAAAUGAUCGGACACCAGAAAUUCACUUGCAUUGUCAAGACGGGUUUAUAAUAUCUUCGAUAGAAUUUGCUAGUUAUGGAAGUCCUCAAGGUCAUUGCCAGAAGUUUUCUCAAGGGAAUUGCCAUGCUUCGAAUUCCUUCUCCAUAGUUUCUGAGGCUUGCCUGGGAAAGAAUAACUGUUCAAUUGGAGUAUCAAAUCUUGUAUUCGGAGGUGACCCAUGCCGGGGUAUUGUUAAGACGCUAGCUAUUGAGGCAAGCUGCAGGUCACUACCAACUGUUGGUUUUUCUCAGCUCUGACUCUCUGAGAAGCCAAGCAGCUGUGUAAAGAAUGGAGUGGCCAGAGUGUGUGAGACUACUACAUGGCUAACAAGUAGCCUGGUUUGAUCUGAUUCUCGGGGUUAAGGGCAUGCAUAGAUGUUGCCUAAUCAGAUGAUUCGAAGGUGUAAAUAGGAAUAAAAGCAACUUGUUGAACACAUACCAGGUGGGGUUGAGCAACUCCAUGAACCAUGAAGUUAUGGGUUUCUAUAACAACCUGUAGCUGGAAAUGUUGAUUUGUAUAUAUCUACGGAAGAAAUCUUUUGCUUUAGUUCCGAUUUAUUUGUCUAUAGCAAUACAGAAGUAUAUGUCAGAUGAGCUCAAG